AUGUCUCGUGCUCAGGUCCAGAAGCGAUCCCCCGGCGGUGGCUGCGUUGUCAUGAAGUCUCCCGGUGGUGGCUGCGUCGUCAUGAAGUCCCCCGGUGGUGGCUGUGUCGUCAUGAAGUCUCCAACCCCCAACGGCUGCGCCGUCACCCGAACCCCCUCGGUCUGCGACAUCAUGAAGCGGUCUCCCGGUGGUGGCUGUGUCAUCAUGAACACCGCUGAGUUCUAA
Messenger RNA from Penicillium expansum, 225 nucleotides. RefSeq lists its product as uncharacterized. The record is from RefSeq and is a predicted model, not a curated record. Lineage: Eukaryota; Fungi; Ascomycota; Eurotiomycetes; Eurotiales; Aspergillaceae. The transcript has 3 exons. Bases 1 to 225 code for a protein of 74 amino acids.